CCCGCCCGCUUUCUCCCGCUCCCUGCCUCCACUUUCACUGCCGCCAGCAGCUCUGUGGCCAACUCUGUCCCGUGGCCGGCGGAGCGGGCGCGCGCGUUGGGGGUCGCGCGACUGCCGAGAAGGGCGAGCGCGCUCUGGGAGGGAGUGGAGGCGUAGGGGGGCGGGGGCACGACUCGCCUGCUCGCAAGAUGGCGGACGAGGACGGCGAAGGGAUUCACCCCUCGGCCCCUCACAGGAACGGAGGCGGCGGCGGCGGCGGCGGCGGGGGGUCUGGGCUCCACUGCGCCGGGAACGGCGGCGGGGGAGGCGGCGGCCCGCGGGUUGUGCGCAUAGUCAAGUCUGAGUCCGGCUACGGCUUCAACGUGCGGGGCCAAGUGAGCGAGGGCGGGCAGCUGCGGAGCAUCAACGGGGAGCUGUACGCGCCGCUGCAGCAUGUGAGCGCCGUGCUGCCCGGGGGGGCGGCCGAUCGCGCCGGGGUGCGCAAGGGAGACCGCAUCCUGGAGGUGAACGGCGUGAAUGUUGAGGGGGCGACACACAAGCAGGUGGUGGACCUGAUCCGAGCAGGAGAGAAGGAAUUGAUCUUGACAGUGUUAUCUGUGCCUCCUCACGAGGCAGAUAACCUAGACCCCAGUGACGACUCGCUGGGGCAGUCAUUCUAUGAUUAUACAGAAAAGCAAGCAGUGCCCAUAUCGGUCCCCACAUACAAACAUGUGGAGCAGAAUGGUGAGAAGUUUGUGGUAUAUAAUGUUUACAUGGCAGGGAGGCAGCUGUGUUCUAAGCGGUACCGGGAGUUUGCUAUCCUACACCAGAACCUGAAGAGAGAGUUUGCCAACUUUACAUUUCCCCGACUUCCAGGAAAGUGGCCAUUCUCAUUAUCAGAACAACAAUUAGAUGCCCGACGUCGGGGUUUGGAAGAAUACCUAGAAAAGGUGUGUUCAAUACGAGUCAUUGGUGAGAGUGACAUCAUGCAGGAAUUCCUGUCAGAGUCUGAUGAGAACUACAAUGGUGUGUCCGAUGUAGAGCUGAGAGUAGCAAUGCCAGAUGGAACAACCGUUACAGUCAGAGUUAAAAAGAAUAGUACUACAGACCAAGUAUAUCAGGCCAUUGCAGCAAAGGUCGGCAUGGACAGCACGACGGUGAAUUACUUUGCCUUAUUUGAAGUGAUCAAUCAUUCCUUUGUACGUAAGCUGGCUCCUAAUGAAUUUCCUCAUAAACUCUACGUCCAGAACUAUACGUCCGCUGUGCCAGGCACCUGCUUGACCAUUCGAAAGUGGCUUUUUACAACAGAAGAAGAAAUUCUCUUAAACGACAAUGACCUUGCUGUUACCUACUUCUUUCAUCAGGCUGUCGAUGAUGUGAAGAAAGGUUACAUCAAAGCAGAGGAAAAGUCUUACCAAUUGCAGAAGCUGUAUGAACAAAGGAAAAUGGUCAUGUACCUCAACAUGCUAAGGACUUGUGAAGGAUACAAUGAAAUCAUCUUCCCCCACUGUGCCUGUGACUCCAGGAGGAAGGGCCACGUUAUCACAGCCAUCAGCAUCACGCACUUUAAACUGCACGCCUGCACCGAGGAGGGCCUGCUAGAGAACCAGGUGAUAGCAUUUGAAUGGGAUGAGAUGCAGCGAUGGGACACAGAUGAAGAAGGGAUGGCCUUCUGUUUCGAAUAUGCACGAGGAGAGAAGAAACCCCGAUGGGUUAAAAUCUUCACACCAUACUUCAAUUACAUGCACGAGUGCUUCGAGAGAGUGUUCUGCGAGCUCAAGUGGAGAAAAGAGAACAUUUUCCAGAUGGCGAGGUCACAGCAGAGAGAUGUGGCCACCUAGCUUUCCCUGUCCCCUUCCCUUCUCUUCACCCUCAUCCCUUUACCCCUUUCAUCUCCCAUGUCAGACAGAGUAAUUAUUAACACGAAAAAAGAGAAAAAAAAAAGUCAUUAUAUUCAAAAGCCCUAAACUAAAUCUUAUUAAUAGCCCCUCUGCAUUUCACAUCUCUGGAAUUCAGCUGGGCAAGAAUAAAAUGGUCAGCCCCAGAAGUCAGCUGAGUUGAGACAGGAAAGAAACGAGCCCACCGACUUGCCAAAGGUGUCUUUUGUCCUUUCACUAGGCCUCAUACAACAGACUCUUUCUCCUUGUACUAUAUUUUUAAAACUGGAACUAUGAACUUCAUCCAUUUGCAUUGUUCAGACAUAUAUAUGUAUGUAUGUAAAAAAUUAUAUAUACACAAAUUAGCUGCACGUAUUAUAUACAUAUAUAUAUUUCUUUUUAAAUUUCAUAAUGAUGGCAGUACCUUUUUUAGCUUGUGUUUUUACACACCUUUCACUAGAAUUCAUGACUUCUCUCUCUUGCUCUCUUUAUUUUGAAACAAACUUUAAAAAGAAAAAAAAAACGUUUUAUAGGGAAAAUACCUCUCCUCAUGAAGGACUCAAAAAGUUUACAACCUGCUUGGGUUCCCCCUCCCCCCCUUUUUGUACUGAGUACAGAUUCCAGCUCUUGGGUUCCCACAGAGUCUGAGGAGCAAGAAGUAUAGUUUCUUUAUCAUCUGAGAGGAUGCUGGGGAGGAGAAAGAGCUGUGUGGGUUUUUUUUGUUUUGUUUUUUUGAGACAGAACUUCAAGCUGUCGCCCUGGGUAGAGUGCUAUGGCAUCACAGCUCACAGCAACCUCCAACUCCUGGGCUCAAGCGAUUCUCCUGCCUCUGCCUCCCAAGUAACUAGUACUACAGGCGCCUGCCACAACACCCAGCUAUUUUUGUUCUUUUGGUUGCAGCCGUCAUUGUUGCUUGGCAGGCCUGGGCUGGAUUUGAACCCGCCAGCUCAGGUGUAUGUGGCUGGCACCUUAGCCGCUUGAGCCACAGGCACCAAGCCGAGCUGUGGGUUUCUUAAGGGUAGCCCGGCUGCGGUUCUGCAGGAAGACCCUAAAGACUUGGUGUGGUCUCUUGAUUCCAGGAAAUUUUUCUGAUCCACCUCUGUCCCCCUCAUGGCUUUCCUACCACAUUCAGCAUCUCCGUCCUGCUUCCCAAGGGCCCUUGUGUGCUUUCCCUCACCUGACCCUGGUGGGGUUGAGGGAGGGCUCAGGAGGCUGAUGCUGCAGGAACUUGAAACACUUAAUGGUAGUGAUUCACACUUCCUGCUUUUUCUGCAGCAGGGAUAAACCUAGGGACCAGAGUUAAAACUGCUCCCUUAGGCAACAAAGGUUGCACUUACGUAAGGGAGAGGGAGAGAGCAGUGUCCUGUGUACCCAGGGUUUGCUGCUCUGCUCUGACUGAUGACCACCUGCAACCAUUACAUUCUCUGUGGCGUCCUCACACAGCCGCCUGGGGAGGACUCUGAUGAUGUUUUCAGGGCCUCGGGGAAACCGGGAGUGUAUUAGCAAUCUGCCAGCUGAGGACCCAGGAAGGCAUAGCAGGAAUGUGAUUGAUUUAGGUCAAUCUCCAACUUUCUUUUCUUUUUUUGCAGUUUUUUUUGGGCCGGGGCCUGGUUUGAACCCACCACCUUCGGUAUAUGGGGCCCGUGCCCUAUUCCUUUGAGCCACGGGCCCCACCCAAUCUCCAACUUUUAAUGAAAAGGAGACUGAAGGAAAACCUUUUUGUCCCUCCAAGAGCUCCUCCCUUGACCUUGUAGUCAGACCCUGUGAGAUCUAAGCGCUGAGACGUGCCAGGAGCAGAGGCAGGGCUGGUUGGGCAGGGGUGUGUUCUCAGCCCCGGCUCUGUGGAGAAUGUAUGAAGAGCACCACGUCAGGCUCUGCGCAGCUGAGACACAUGUGGGAGCCUUUUCUUUUUCCCUUCUCUACCUGCUAAACACAAACCUUGUAGGGUAACAUCUUUGCUCUGCCUGACUGGGAGGCAGCCAUGACAGGCAGCAGUCAGCCCCACUGAGUAUGGGGUGGUUUGAAGUUUUGUUUUUGUAACUUGUUUUUGCAGAUCAUUGUGAAGCCGCUCUUCUUUCUCUCUGGCUCUGUUAUCCUGGCAGCCACUUGCCCUGGGAGGUGUGGAGUCAAGCGAGAUAGCCUCCCUCCCCGUCCCUACCCAGGUAGUGUUGCAGAGUGUACGGUGUGAGCAUGAUGAGUUCAGAGCCAGAGAGUGGUGCCACAUUUGAGGCUUUGACACAGGAAUUAGCUCCUUUAUUGGGGGGGGGGGGGGAGGUGAUAAAUGAAUUUAAUAAUGAGCCCAAGGACCCUGAGAAGAAGUGUUGAUUUCCCACUCUAAGAUGCUAAAGAAGAUUUUGGAACCAGCUUUGUUCAAACUGUAAAAAUAGCAAUUUGCCCUUCUCCCUCAUAAUGGGAGAGGAAUGAGCAAAUGUGGGAAUUCCUGAGACAACCCCAAGGUCGACCUUCGGGUACAAGACACGGGGAUGUGGAGCAGGUGGACUUGGAGUGGGUGGAUGGUGCUGGGGCCUUUUCCUGCCAUAUGGCGUUCACUUGGCGCUUGGAGGUCAGGUGAGGGGCCCCAUAGGGCCUGUAUUUGGGCCCUUCUUGGCCGUCCCACCAACAAAGCACCCAGCUGCAGCAGGAGACAGGGAGGAGGGUGACCCUGAAGGACAGUGCCUUCUCCUCUGCCACCUACAGCGGGCCUGCAGCUAUGGAGGCGGAAGUCACUGUGGCUGUGGAGGCCCAUAGGAUCAAACCUUUCUUUGCAUGAAGCAGUGUUUGGUGUGACCCCACCCCCACCCCCUUCCUGUGUACUUCGUCUCUCUAAUCCUUUUUACUCCUUAGUCCUGAUGUCUGCCCAGGGAGGCUUUUAAAACCAGUCUUCUUUUGCAUUUUGUCUCUGGAAAAGGGGGUUUGCCCCUGCCAUCACCUUCACCCCAGCAGAGCCAGUAGAACUAUCCUGAUCUCCCACAUUCGGUUUCUAUCCUCUGAGGCAAAAGCUCUGAGGUUUUUAUGGAUCAGGAGAAAAUACAGGUUGAGAGACCUGCCCCUGCAGCAAGUUCCCUGCAGCCACACUCUGGGCUCUCUGCUUUGUGUGUACUUUUAUUCUACUCUUCACUGUUCUGCCCCCAUCAUCCCGGGUCUCAGCACAGGCACAGACGUGUCUGUGCUCAGGGCAGCUCCUCGGCCUAGACGGAGCUCUCAGGGAGGACAAAGACAACUUUUCUAGCCUGGCCCAUUUAGUUUCAUCUAGUUACCCAGGCCAGUAGCUUUCAGUUAUCUCCUCUUAUGGCUCCAAAACCAAUACUUGGGAGCUGCAAAACUGGGCACUGACAGGAGGCAACACCUCUCUCUCAUCUCAGAAUUUGCCACUGUAUAGUCUGGGCUCACAGGAGGCAGCGUCCCUAAAGGGGAUUGUGUCCCCGUUGGCCUGGAGGGACUGUUGUGUCCUCUCUUCUCUCCGUCAUGCUGCCUGGCUGGCUGGAUUGAGCAGAAGCAACUGUGCUGUCUCUUCACCAGCUUCAUUGUGUUACAUUAGCUUCCUUUUGGAGGGAGGGGAUACGGUCCAAUACUCAGAUAGGGAAGGAGAGUAGAGGCGGUGGGUGUGCUUCUUAGCUGCCCAUCUUCCAAGCCUGCCUCUUGUCUUCCUCUUCCCCUAACCCUGAGCACGUCGGGCCAGGCCUUGCUCAUACCAGGGCAGCAUUUGCUCGCUCCUCAGCAAUCAUGGAGGGUGUGUGGAGAGCUUAGGGCUCCAGGAAGGCACAGAAUCAAAGCGGGGAGUGAUACAUGUAUGGGGUGGGGGCUAAACUUGGAUACGUUUUAUAUUGUGUCCUUCUUGUAAGCCGGUGAGCUGGGCUUCAGUUUUUCCCAGGCCAUGCACACAUUUAAUUUAUUUGAGAGAAACUCUAAUUGUAUUUUCACUGCAGUAUCUUGUAUUUUUUAUUUGUGAUUAAGAAAUGUGAAGAGAAAAUACACAGACACAUAAUGGCUGACAGCGUUUCCUUCAUUACUUGUUCCAGAGCUAACCACUCUAAAAUUGUUUGGUAAUGUCACUUAGUGUAAUUAAUUGUAACAUAUUAUUUUAAAUAAAUUGAUUUAUUGAU
Molecule: messenger RNA, 5959 nt
Organism: Nycticebus coucang (slow loris)
Lineage: Eukaryota; Metazoa; Chordata; Mammalia; Primates; Lorisidae
Gene: SNX27
Product: sorting nexin 27
Exons: 12
Coding region: 189-1820 (543 amino acids)
Biological process (GO): signal transduction; intracellular protein transport
Cellular component (GO): early endosome
Molecular function (GO): phosphatidylinositol-3-phosphate binding; protein binding
Source: RefSeq, a predicted model, not a curated record